CACUUGCAAAGCUUGGAUGGAACGUACGUACUGCUAACACUGCAAAAUUUGGUAACAGACACGCCGUUCACUCUGAGUCUAUCGCUCCACAGAGUAAGUUUUGCAUCAUCGCUCAUGUUUCAAGAACCUCUUCCACCUUCAUUGUGGUCAGCUUGAAAACUCGAGAUGGCCUGACGGCGCCGUAGAAAGCUUGAAGCUAGCGUUGACACGUGGUUUUUGUUGCAGACUUAGAAACACAACAAUGUCUUACAACGAAGAGUACGGAGGCGAACGCCGCCACCACGAGCGCCGUGGCGAGUAUGAAGACGAAGGUCGCCGCCAGGAAGGUGAGUACGGCCGCCACCACGAGCGACGUGGCGAGUACGAAGAUGAAGGUCGCCGCCAAGAGGGCGGAUACGGCCGCCAGGAAGGAGGCUACGGCGGUCAGGAAGGAGGCUACGGUCGUCAGGAAGGAGGCUAUGGCCGUCAAGAGGGUGGAUAUGGCGGUAGCGGCAACUAUGGACCUGGACGCCCCUCCAACGACCCCGAGUACGGCGGUGGGGGAUCCGCUGGUGACAAUUACUACGACCAGUCGAAGCGAUACGAUGAUGAGCCAUCAGGUGGUCGCCGUCCCGAGGGCGGGCAGCAGUACGGCGGGCAGCAAUACGGCGGACAGCACUCGUCUGGCACGCCUUACGGCGGUGGUGGCUACGGGGGAGGCGAGCUCGACUCGUCCGCAGCGCUGGCCGCGGCGAACGAGCACGCGGGCAACAGCCGCGAAAACAACCUGUUCGCGAACGUGUUCGACAACGUGGUCGGUAGGAAGUCGCACCUGCAGAACCAGGACAUCGACGAGCAGGGCGCCGUGCAGGCCCACCAGCAGAUGUACGGCGGGCAAGGCGGCGGCCCGGCAAGCAACAGCAGCAUGGGCGCCGCGGCAGCCAUGCAGGCGCUGAAGAUGUUCACCGGCGGGCAGGGCGGCGCUUCCGGCGGGCAGGGCGGCCAGAGUCAGUUCGUGGGCAUGGCCAUGGCGCAGGCCGCGAAGCUGUUUGACCAGCAGUCGGCCAACGGCAACACGCAUGCGGACGCCAGCAAGGAAGGCGCCAUACAAAACGCGGCCGAGAUGGCGCUCAAGAUGUACAUGAAGUCGCAGAUGGGCGGCGGCGGAGGAAGCUCAGGAGCAGGCGGCCUCUUGAGCAUGGCCUCCAAGUUUUUGAGCUAGAAGAAAUAACGAGGCCGCUGCUUUCUGAGCUUAUGCGUCCACUCAGCGUGAGGCAGACGAGUAAGCGUUCUCCAAAAAAUGAGAGGAAAAAAUUUUUUACAAGGAUGGAAGCUCUGUAGUGCACAAAAUAGAACGCAGCAAACUGAAUCUUUUGAUUCGACACCUAGGUUUUUUUUUCAUGCUGUCCGCUGAACUUUCAACUUUCGGAUGCAAUUGUUCGCUUCGACUAUCACUGCUUGUAGGUCGACUAUGUAAACCUCAUUGCAACGAAGAGUCGCGGUCUACAAGCGUCAUUAUUGUAGCAUGUAAUGCAUUUCCUAUCCGUUCCUUCA
Messenger RNA from Verruconis gallopava, 1533 nucleotides. RefSeq lists its product as uncharacterized. The record is from RefSeq and is a predicted model, not a curated record. NCBI's taxonomy places the organism in Eukaryota, Fungi, Ascomycota, Dothideomycetes, Venturiales, Sympoventuriaceae. The transcript has 3 exons. The coding region runs from base 242 to 1201 and encodes 319 amino acids.